Vigna angularis (adzuki bean) is the source of this 1758-nucleotide messenger RNA. RefSeq names its product S-adenosylmethionine decarboxylase proenzyme 4. The transcript has a single exon. Lineage: Eukaryota; Viridiplantae; Streptophyta; Magnoliopsida; Fabales; Fabaceae. Gene Ontology annotation, cellular component: cytosol. The record is from RefSeq and is a predicted model, not a curated record. Bases 104 to 1147 code for a protein of 347 amino acids. Gene Ontology annotation, biological process: spermidine biosynthetic process; spermine biosynthetic process. Gene Ontology annotation, molecular function: adenosylmethionine decarboxylase activity.
UCUCACCUUCUCUCGACCUUUCUCUGCAACUACCCUUCUUCCCUCUGUUACAUUUACAUUCCCUCUUCCUAACACUCACACACACACACACACACUCAUCCAAAUGGCCGUCUCGGGUUUCGAAGGCUUCGAGAAAAGAUUGGAGCUUCAUUUCUUCGGCGAUGAUCCGGCCAUCUUCCCACUUGGGCUAAGGAAGCUUGAGUUUCAAUCACUGGAACAGGUCCUCGAAGCUGUCCAAUGCACCGUCGUUUCAGCAGUAGGAAACUCCUACUUCGAUGCCUACGUGCUGUCAGAAUCAAGCCUCUUUGUUUACCCGACCAAGAUCAUCAUCAAAACAUGUGGCACAACCCAGCUUCUGAAAUCCAUUCUUCCCUUGAUCCAAUACGCUCACCACUUAGGCCUCACCCUCUCCUCUUGCCGCUACACCAGAGGAAGCUUCAUCUUCCCCAAGUCACAACCUUUCCCUCACACCAGCUUCAAGGACGAGGUUACCUACUUGCAAGACACAAUCCCUUCAAACCUCUGCUUCAGAAAAGCCUCCAUCAUGCCCUCAAAAUCUUCUUCACACUCUUGGCACGUCUUCACCGCCAACGACAGCACACACGCUCUCCCCCACCUGCCCUAUGAUCACGACAACGAGUUACUAUUCACCAUGGAGAUCUGUAUGACCGAGCUGGACCCCAUCCUCGCACGCAAGUUUUUCCGGCCACCGGAGGACGGAAAAUCCGGCGACUCUGCCGGGAAGGAGAUGACGGAGCUCACCGGGAUAAACGAAAUCAACCCGGACGCCCUUAUCUGCGACUUCGCGUUCGACCCGUGUGGGUAUUCCAUGAAUGGCAUGGACGGGGAUUGGUACUCCACCAUCCACGUCACUCCGGAGGACGGUUUCAGUUACGCCAGCUUCGAGUGCGUCGGCUCCGUCAACGACAACAUGGCACACGUGUUGAGGAAGGUGGUGAAGAUUUUCCGUCCCGGGACGAUGUCCAUAUCCACGACGUGCAAUGGCUUCGGCAACGACACGUGGACGCAGAUGGCGAGUGCGGUGGAGCCUCUGGGCAUGAAAUGUCGGAGCUUUGCAAUGGACCAGUUCCCCGCCGCCGGCACCGUGGUUUUUCAAACGUUCAGCGGGCGCCGGAAAAGUGUCUAAAGGCGGAGAAAGUAAAAGAAAGUGGCGGCGGAGAGAAACAUAAUAGGUAGGAAGUUAGAGUUAGUUGAAAAUUUUAGGGGGGAGGUGAGGUGGCAGAAUGUGAUUGGUUGUGGAGAAGUGGGUGGUAAGUGAUGCAGAAGUAGAAGAGGGUGGAGAAAUGGAGAUUCAUUGGUGUUUGGAAUAUUAUGAAAAAGGAGAAGAAGAAAUGAAGGAAGCAAUGUAAGGUUGGGAUACUGGGUUGAUCAUGAUAAUGCACCCCACUUAGGCUUGUCACGCCUAAGAUUUUUGAAGAUGUGUAGUGGGUGUAAAAGUGCUCUUGUUUGAGGUUAUAUUCAACUUUCUUUCUUCUUCUUCUUUCCCCUUUUUUUUUUCUUUUUUUUUCUUUUCUUUUCUUUUCUCUUCUCUCCUUCCCUCUCUUGUCUUUUAUGCUUUGUUUGUAGAGUAUUAAAGAACAAAAUCACACUUUUUUUUCCUACAUUUUUUCUUCAUUAGGUGUGUAUAUUUAUCAUCUCUCUUCUGCUACACUAUGUUCUGGGAGAUCAGCAAUCAAAAAGAGCAUAGGUGCAUGAGGCAUUACACGAAUCAUACGUAAUAAAGUUUGUUUUCUCACA